UCCUACUAGUCUUCUCUCCCCGAGUAACAGUAGACCAUUAGCUCUCUCUCUCUGUCUCUCUCUCCCUCUCUGUCUCUCUGUCUCUCUGUAUGUGUGUCUGUGUGGGUGAGAUUGGCCAUGUACAGACCAGUCUAUUCGCCUCUCAGGCACCAUUAUCCUCACCGGUGGCAGGAAUCGUGGGCUCGCUUGCUAGCUCCGAUGACUCUAUGGAUAUGCGGCAUUUUCUGUGACAUUAAAGUAUGGGUAUUACGGCAAGUGUCAUAUGGUGCUAGGUCCUAGCUCGUCGCGAUUGUUUCAGGCAAGUUCCAUCUUUGUAAAGCAAGUUGAAGUUAUAGAUUCCGAUCAGAAGGGAAUUUACCUUUAUGGGUACUCGGAGAAGCCUGAACUGACCUUGGAAACCAAUUGGAGUGCGUCCAAUUAUGUCAUUGUUGGACCAUAUAGUCACAAGGGUUUCUCUUUGUGGCUGAACAAGGGUUCGAGGAUCAGGAUGAGAUGGGAGGCUCAGACUAGUAGUUUGAGACAACUUGAAGUUUCUCUAGUUAAAGAUGCAUACAUGUCUUCAACAGGGGAGCGCGAAUACGAAACUUUGUUGCCAACUUCAACAAAUUACCCUCAUCCCCAUACCCUCAAGGAACCAACAGAUGGUAGAGAAGCUGAAUAUGCUAUUGUGGAAGAUGACAAGUACUACGUCGGCAUCAUAAACACGAAUCCUAAGAGCAUCAUAAUGGUCAUGAAUGUCAACGUCUCAUCAAAGAUGUAUGAUACAACUAAAGCAAAGAGCAUGUGUUCGACGAUGAAUGGAUCAUGUCGCCUUGGUCUUCUCUUCCCCAACACACAAUUUGUCACAGUAACAACACCCAACAACGGUGAUCUUGGCGGAUGGUAUGUUGAGCUUUCUUUCGUGGCUCGUAUUGUAACCUAUAUUGCAAUUUUAGGAUUUAUUGUGAUUGUUCUUUUCCUAGUACUGAAGUACCUUGGAGCCUGUGAUGGGGACAAUAAUCAUGAAGAGCAGCCGCCAGUAAGAGAGAUAACUGAAGCCGAUCCUCUGAUGCCGGAAAAGCCAAUUCGAUUGCCAUAUGGAACAGGUGAAGAGGACUUGGAGUCUGGAUCAUCUACCUCUUCAGAGGACUUGUAUGACGGGAAGAUUUGUGUAAUUUGUUACGACGAGCCAAGAAAUUGCUUCUUUGUUCCUUGUGGCCAUUGUGCCACCUGCUAUGACUGUGCCCAGAGGAUUAUGGAUGGGGAGAGCAAGAUGUGUCCAAUAUGUCGAAGGCUCAUUCACAAAGUAAGGAAAUUGAUAAUUCCCUAGAACCUAAAUCUUAGAUUGUGAUCUUAUAUGAUUACUAACAUGGGCAUUACUUAGUGGCCUAGUUGGUAGAGUGCUCAACUCCCUGAGUGGAUGUGCCCUUGUGUUUGAGUCCCCCCUCCCCCUUAGUUUUCCGGGAUUAAAAA
Molecule: messenger RNA, 1452 nt
Organism: Cornus florida
Lineage: Eukaryota; Viridiplantae; Streptophyta; Magnoliopsida; Cornales; Cornaceae
Product: E3 ubiquitin-protein ligase APD2-like
Exons: 8
Coding region: 263-1309 (348 amino acids)
Source: RefSeq, a predicted model, not a curated record